This is a messenger RNA of Penicillium maclennaniae, 426 nucleotides long. RefSeq lists its product as uncharacterized. Bases 1 to 426 code for a protein of 141 amino acids. The transcript has a single exon. The record is from RefSeq and is a predicted model, not a curated record. Lineage: Eukaryota; Fungi; Ascomycota; Eurotiomycetes; Eurotiales; Aspergillaceae.
AUGCACCGCGGACAGCGCAAAUUGGCUGGCUCAGUAAUCCAAAUCUCUCGUAUGACAGAUGUCAGAUAUGUGAAGCGACAACGAUCGACUUACUCGAAACAAAAGAUGGAUCGAUUGGACGCAUACUGUCUGCCCAUGGGCGAGCGACAUCUACAUGCCGUAUUUGCUGAAGGCAUUAUGGCCGGUCGACCACAGCGCAACUCCUUGCCUGUUAUCACACCUGAAAUACCCAAAAAUUCAACCAAUAGUGUGGGGAAUGCAGCUUCGAUGAACAAUGUCCGGUUCUCGCACUACUGGCAGCAGGAACCAUGGCACCAGGAAAAUAGAAUUGAGAACAGCGCGCGCAAUAAUUCGAUCCGAAAGAGCUCCAUAGAGUCUCGGCCGACUGAUAAAGCUCAAGCGAUCGUUUGGGUUGAGUGGACAUAA